UUAUUAUUAUUGAUUGUCUUUUGUCUGCUAAUCAAUCAAAAACUUUGUCUAGAAUAAAUACUCUUUUAUCAUCAUUUUUCCCUAUCUUUUUUAUCACUACUAUUAUGUUAAACGUUGAUUUAUUACACAAACGCCUAACUCCCGCCCACAUUGGUUUGACAGCUUGGUUGCCUGACUACAACAAACCCAAAAAGACACCUCAACUUGUCAUCAAGGAAACGCCUGAUCAAGGAAAAUUCUAUGUUGCUGCCAAACCACUUUUACCUGGUGACAUUGUAUUGAAGGAAGAAGAGCCAUUGAUUCGACAAUUAAAUAAAGCGCAAUGGAAAGACCACUGUUUUACUUGUUUCCGUCCUGUCACGAAAAAAACGCUUGUCCAGUGUCAUGUCAAGACAUGUCGUUGGAACAUUGUCUUUUGCAGUGGCACGUGCGAGAAAAAGGGUUGGUCUACAGGACACGCUUGGCUUUGUCGUUUCCCUGAACUACAAGAACUGCCACAAGUGGUAUUUGCAUUCAUGGGUUAUAUUACCUGUCGCUCUCAGGGACUCGAAAACUUGUUUGACCUCGCGAACUCGGAUACCACCGAUCCCAAAAAAACGACACCAUUGCAUGACGAGUUGAAGUUACUAGGCACGUUAUUUUUCCUUAAAGACAUGUCCAUGCUUGUUAAAAUUCUGUCACAAAUCAAAUGUAAUGCCUUUGCCAUUAAACAAGCAUCCUCUGUGACGGUCGACUCGUCCCUGGUUGUCUCGAGAGAGUCUAUUCAUUUGGGCCAAGCUGUGUAUCUAUCUGCAAGUCGUUUCAACCAUUCCUGCGAUCCUUCCUCUUUAGCCGUGUUUGGUAGUGACGGUCAUCCAUGUCAGAUCCAGGUACAGAUGAUCAAGCCUGUCAAGUCUGGAGAAGAAGUGAAUAUAAGUUAUGGUCCAUUAGCCACAAAACAUUCCAGAAAAGAUCGACAACAAAAGCUAUUGGAUGAUUAUUUUUUUACAUGUGAAUGUGUUUCCUGCAAAGACACAAGUAAAAUAACGGUUGACAGCAAAUACAAGUGUCAGAUAUGUCGAAAGGGUCGAUUGUAUAGACAACAAAGUCAAUGUGAAAGUUGUGAACAAACCCCACAUUGGCCCUAUUUCCUAAGUACAGAAGCAAAGAUAGAAGCCCAUACAGAACGACACGAAUUUAUACAGACGCUUCAAUUACAAGAAACGAUUUACCAUGACGAUGUACUUGCGAUUGGAGAAACAUUGGAUAAGUUAGCGCAAGUAUAUUGUAUGCAUGGUAACAUGAAAGUGGCAGCCUCGUAUUCGAAACGAUCGUUAGAAGUGACACAAAAAGUGUAUGGAAGAACAAGUGUGGAAGCUGCGGAAGAAAUGAUGAAAUUAUCUACAUUGUUAUUCAAUUCUAUGCAAAAAUCAGAGGCACUACGACAAAUCAAGGAAACUAUUGUCUUGUAUAGGAUUUUAGGUUUGGAUAAAUCUGCUCCUGAGGAUAUAGAGGAAUUAGAAGAAUUACAAAAUCACUUGCUUUACAUUGUUCGUUAACAUUUAUAUCACGUCAGAAAAUUAAUUAUAAAAUUACUGCUAAAAAAAAAAAAAUGAAAAUGACUCAUUGAGUGUGUGGAGGGAGUAACCAACUAAAAAAAAAAAACCACCCUGCAGCCUUUUUUAGUUACCAGGAUUUUUUUUUAUAUUGAUAACAUUGUCAUAUAUUCCCC
Molecule: messenger RNA, 1711 nt
Organism: Mucor mucedo
Lineage: Eukaryota; Fungi; Mucoromycota; Mucoromycetes; Mucorales; Mucoraceae
Exons: 5
Coding region: 105-1538 (477 amino acids)
Molecular function (GO): protein binding
Source: RefSeq, a predicted model, not a curated record